AGCGAAAUCUCAAACGUCAACGUCACUGCGAUUAUAAGUUUCCGAGCAUGGGACUUUGUUAUAAAAGUCCUUUGGUUAUGUUAUUGAAUUUAUAACAAGUUACUCGAGCUCUUUAUGAAGUAAUUAUGUCAGAACCAGUAGCGAAACCUUCUGGUAAAAGUUGGAGAGAAAUUAAUCAGGAAAGAAAAGCAUUGAAACGGCAGCGAAAUGAAGAAAAAAUUGUCAAACGUGAGAAACGAGCAGCGCUUGAACUUGAAGCCGAGUCAAAAGUUAAGGAAGAAGUAGAAUGGGAAAAGAAAUGUUCCGAGAUUUCGACUGUGAGCAUAGCUAUACCAGGGUCCAUUCUAGAAAAUGCUCAAUCAGCCGAAUUGCGAACAUACUUGGCCGGACAGAUAGCAAGAGCUGCCUGCGUGUUUUGUGUAGAUGAGGUUAUCAUUUACGAUGAUAUUGGCGACAAGAUGAACACAAAGAAGUCUAAGUUAGAAGUCGCAGACGGUGUCAAAGUAGCACGAAAAAGUUGCGUCCAACUAGCAAGAAUUUUACAAUAUCUAGAAUGUCCACAAUACUUGCGAAAACACUUUUUUCCAAUACACAAAGAUUUAGAGUUUGCUGGUCUUCUCAAUCCGUUAGAUGCUCCCCAUCAUUUAAGGAUGUCAAAUGAUUUUCAGUUCAGAGAAGGCAUAACUAUGAACAAGAAAGUAAAACCAGGCCGAGGUUCUCAGGUCAAUGUUGGGCUCCUCCAAGAUAUUUCUACAGAUAAAUUAUUAAACCCUGGCAUUAGAGUUACAGUUAAAAUGCUUCCAACACAAGAAGGAGGUAAAAAACUGAAAGGAAAAAUUGUUAGUUUAACCACACCAAGGGCUGAGACUGGUGUUUACUGGGGGUACACUGUCCGUAUUGCUAACAACCUAAGCCAAGUAUUUACACAGAGUCCCUACAAAGAUGGGUACGAUUUAACCAUCGGAACUUCUGAUACUGGAACACCAGUGGAUGACUUGCCUAAUAAAGAACUGAAAUAUAACCAUGUACUAAUUGUAUUUGGCGGCCUACAUGGUAUUGAGGCAGCAUUAGAAAGUGAUGAACAAUUAAAAGAAGAUGAAGCCAGUUUAUUAUUUAACCAUUACAUUAAUGUACUACCUAAUCAAGGUUCUAGAACAAUCAGAACUGAAGAAGCAGUCCUCAUUGCAUUGUCAGGACUAAGAUCAAAAUUAAAAGCCAUAAAUGAGCCAAUGGUUUUCACAGGUACUGGCAUUGCUCAAAGUUCAUUAUUCCCUACUGCAAAAGUAGAGUUGUCUGACUCUGGCACAGAUGCUAAUUUAGAUUUAAGCAGAUUUGACUAAUUAAUAAAAAGUAUCUUAAUA
Molecule: messenger RNA, 1361 nt
Organism: Trichoplusia ni (cabbage looper)
Lineage: Eukaryota; Metazoa; Arthropoda; Insecta; Lepidoptera; Noctuidae
Product: putative methyltransferase C9orf114
Exons: 3
Coding region: 126-1340 (404 amino acids)
Source: RefSeq, a predicted model, not a curated record